AUGGUUGGGUCUAAGUCGAAUGUUGAAAAGAAUGGCUGUCAAUGUAUCACAAUAGGAAAAUUAAGCUACCGCUUUGUGAUUUAUUGGACCGAGCUUCCAACCUUUCGCCUAUUUCCGAUACAGGCUCAGCGGCUUUGCCUUCAGAGGGGUGAUAUCACUCGAGCUGUUGCCAUGGAGGGGUGGCGUCCGUUCCACAGCAGCUACUUAUCCGAAGACAGCAUUCAACCGAAGGCUCAUGUUGUCGAGGGCAACGCGUCUCGCGUGCUGAGCAAGUGUGUUGCCUGGUGGAAUUCUGAAAACCCAGCUCUAAACCCCUAUGAGCGCGCAAUGUUUGCUGCUCAGUCUGGCAACCUUAACGCGUUGCUGCGAGCUAUGACGUCUGGAAGUUGGGAGGACUUAUUAUGGGCGCAUUGUCGUGCUCUUGUCGAAUCCCGAGUCGAUGCUACUCUUCGGACAAAAAUUGACUGUGGACCCAGGGCCGAUACAUUGUCUGUGUUGGGACGUCCACAAAAAGGUCUAGACAUCGAGGAUAUUGGUCUGCAGCUGCCUACCUCAGCCUGGUUACCAGGCUCGUGGACCCUCUCAGAGGCCUUUGCGAAGGCUGAAACUGUCCUUGGAUGGUGUCCCAUAAAUUACCUCCUUCGCGUAGCUGAGGAAGAUACCAGUUUUGUUCCUCCGACUAUUCGUUCCUCAGAGAUUUCUGCCUUCCUUAAUCGCAACGAUCGCAACGAUACCAAGAUCUUGAGUGGUUCUGAACCCUCAUCCAGCCGUCAUUUGCUUUUACAAGCUAUGUUUUAUGCUAUAUGCAGGGGAGUCGCUCUCCGAGAAUAUUCAGAAUUGUUGACAGCCAUGGCCUCGGUUGCAUCCCUUUUUAUUCCGCAGCCGAUUCGCGAGAUUUUAGCCUCAGGCGUCACCAAUGCAAAUUGGCCAGACCAGCUUACGUUGGACGAGCUGGAUUGCCAUGUUCUCCGCUUCUUGGCUCACUUUGUGCUCUGUCUUCGACUUCUGGAAACGGGCCUUCCAAACGAACCAUGCAAUGCUGUUUUUGAGGCCUAUAUAAUUACGCUGAUUGUGGAACGGCGAUAUUCGCUGGUUGCAUCCUAUGUUGCUCAGCUCACUUCCCCGAUGCGGCAAACACAUUGGUAUGCCUCGUUUCUCUCCAGUAAGCUACCCUUUCAUUUACUCUAUCCGAAUUAUAAGGACUCUGUGUCGGUAUCAGGUCUCAAAAAGCCAGAGGAUUGUCGUCAGUGUCUUGAGUACGCGGAAGUCGCCGGUCUCGACGUGCGGAGCAUCACACGUGCUGUAAUACGGAUUGUGCGUCGUCGAUUCGAUGAACAAGAGGGUUUAAGGGAGGGUGCAUUGAGUACCUCAGCGCCACUGCCGACUUCAAAUGACAUCACUGAUAUCGUAGGUGGUGAUGUGGUAGCUUACCUUACGCAAGUGGACAAGGCUCGCAUCGCUGCCCUCGACUGGUUGGUACACGAUCGGGCGCAGCGCGGCGAACUGCUGGUACUCGCCAACAGCCUCAUCCGUCUAUUUAUUGCCAUGCGCAAGUUUCGUGCCGCUAGAGCUCUCCUUGAUCGUUUGCCACUGGCCUUGUUGGACCAACUGAAAUUGAAGCUUCUCCAGGCGGAGGCGGAGUUUGAUGUAGAUGUUGCUCGAGUUGCUGUUCCUCCUUGGCUUGCCAAUAGCGUCCGCGAACACGAAGCUCUCAUCCUCUAUCUCCAAACUCGGGUACGCUAA
Hydatigera taeniaeformis is the source of this 1743-nucleotide messenger RNA. Lineage: Eukaryota; Metazoa; Platyhelminthes; Cestoda; Cyclophyllidea; Taeniidae. The record is from the annotation of a GenBank genome assembly.